GGGCGGGCACCAGGGGAGGAGCCGGCUGUUGCCUCAGCAACAGCCGGGGCACCCGCGGAGAGCGCAGCUGCGGAGGUAUCCACCACAGAUUUCCCUCCUCCAGGAAGGGCCGGGCGAGGCGCGAGACUAGCCUCGACGGCGCCCUCAAAGAGAAGGAGAACAGGCCUGUGAACUACCAUCCCCGCGGUAGCUUUCGCUCCUAACGGUCAAGUACGCGGAGAACCAUGGCUGAAGUGCACGUGAUCGGACAGAUCAUAGGAGCCACCGGAUUCUCUGAAAACAGCCUCUUCUGCAAGUGGGGCAUCCACACAGGGGCUGCGUGGAAGCUCUUGUCGGGUGUACGAGAGGGCCAAACACAGGUAGACACACCUCAGAUAGGGGAUAUGGCCUACUGGUCCCACCCCAUAGACCUGCACUUUGCCACCAAAGGUCUCCAAGGUUGGCCUCGACUCCAUCUCCAGGUGUGGUCCCAGGACAGCUUUGGCCGCUGCCAGCUUGCUGGCUAUGGUUUUUGCCACGUGCCUAGUAGCCCAGGCACCCACCAGCUGGAUUGCCCUACAUGGAGGCCCCUGGGCAGUUGGCGGGAACAGCUGGCACGGGCCUUCGUGGGUGGUGGGCCACAGCUACUGCACGCAGACACCAUCUACAGUGGGGCUGACCGCUAUCGCUUGCACACAACUGCAGGUGGCACGGUGCAUCUUGGUAUUGGCCUGCUGUUGCGCCAUUUUGAUCGCUAUGGUGUGGAGUGUUGAGGGACUUCAUCGCCACUAGUCACCAUCAUCUACAGCCCUGGGAACUCUUGAGCACAAGAUGGCACAGCCGUCAAGAGCAUGAACUCUGGAGACUGUUGGUCUUGACCUCACCCAAGUCAUGGCCCCUCUGUCCUACCUAGGACUACAAGGCCCUGCUCCAUUGAACUAUCCAGUAGUAAGACUGUGGGUUACUGGGGCUUGAGGAGAACUGGCUGUUGGGCUUGUGGGAGGCACUUAAUAAAAGCUCUCGGUUUUCAUGA
Messenger RNA from Myodes glareolus (Bank vole), 1012 nucleotides. It is a transcript of the gene B9d2, whose product is annotated as B9 domain containing 2. NCBI's taxonomy places the organism in Eukaryota, Metazoa, Chordata, Mammalia, Rodentia, Cricetidae. Gene Ontology annotation, biological process: cilium assembly. Gene Ontology annotation, cellular component: MKS complex. The record is from RefSeq and is a predicted model, not a curated record.